Messenger RNA from Rhincodon typus (whale shark), 7725 nucleotides. RefSeq names its product platelet-derived growth factor receptor beta-like. The coding region runs from base 523 to 3432 and encodes 969 amino acids. NCBI's taxonomy places the organism in Eukaryota, Metazoa, Chordata, Chondrichthyes, Orectolobiformes, Rhincodontidae. The record is from RefSeq and is a predicted model, not a curated record. Gene Ontology annotation, molecular function: platelet-derived growth factor binding; ATP binding; platelet-derived growth factor beta-receptor activity. Gene Ontology annotation, cellular component: signaling receptor complex. Gene Ontology annotation, biological process: multicellular organism development; cell chemotaxis; angiogenesis. The transcript is spliced from 20 exons.
AAACAGCACCGAUUGGCUUAUAACAUACAAGACUAAAGCGAGAGAAGGUUUGAAGUCGAUUCAUUGACCGUGAGUCAACUCUUGGCGUGGAGAGGCAGGGCUCUCGACAUCCUUUUUAAAUCCCACACACAUAACACAAAAAAAAAGUUUGGGCAAAUUGCCAGACUGCAAAGGGAAUUGUCUCAGAGUUGGAGCACUCAAGAGAAAAUCAGUCCUGCUCUCAAUCCUCCCGUCCCAGCACUGAAGUGUUUUUUCCCCGAUAAGUUCCAGGAAGAUUUCCUUUCUGUUUCUCUUUCGUAAUGUAUUUUUAAAACACACACGGGGCCGUCCUCAACCAAACUCGAGCAGUUUCUUGCCUCUCCUGCUGAGUUUGCUCUUUAAAAAAGUCUUUGGAGAAGCAUUUUUUUUCCUGUGUGUGUUUGUCCCCUCCUCCCCCGUUACAACCAGGCGAUUCUACAAUAGAAGGCUGAGACUGGGCUGCCUGUGUUAUUCCAGACCUCUUCCCUGCGCCUUUACUGAGGAAUGGACUCCCUCAAAGGCAAGUUUCCCACCGCCGAGAUCUCCAGCAUCUGGUUCCCAUGGUCAUAUUUGAGGACAUCCCCCUCUCAAUGGAGUCUUUUUAUUGCCGUAUACCUACUGACAUCCACACUUGGUGAAGGUUCUCAAAGUCAGUUGGAAUCGAAAGAGAUCAUUCUGCAACCUUCUUCCAAUAUCACUCUGAAAUGUUUUGGGAACGGCCACAUUGAUUGGAGUUAUGAGAAAGUCGCCGAUGUCUAUCCUGAUGGCCAUUUUCUGCACAUACACAGCGCAACAAUUUAUCACAACAGAGAGUAUGUCUGCUCCUGUAAUAAAACUGAGAUAAUUAGCUUCUACGUCUUUGUGCCAGAUCCUGACAUGUGGUUCCUCCCACAACGCCCGGACGAAAUGAUCAUCCUAAUGGAAAGAUCAGUGCCUUUUAACAUCCCGUGCCUGGUGUCCAACCCGGAUCUCCAGGUCACUCUACUACACGUGGAAACUAACAUCCUCAUAGACCUGCCAUACAACAACAAGCAAGGCUUUUUUGGCAAAUUCAAUGAUGGGACCUAUGUAUGCAAAGCCACGCUAAACGGAGUGGAACGAGAGUCUGAGGAAUAUAUUGUGGAAACAUAUGAAGCACCUGAUGAUCUUUAUAUUGAACUUCAUGCUUCAAGCACCGUGGUCAAACUGGGAGAACCCAUCAGUGUCACCUGUACCGCAAAUACCAACUUGCUGGACUUUAAGUGGAACUGUCCGAGGUUGAAGGAAGCUCAAGUAACUGUGUCUGAUGGGGCUCAGGAAGUGAACUCAACCAUCUACUUGGAAAGCGCCACACUGGAAGAUUCUGGAUGGUACAACUGCAGCGUCACAGGCUACUACGCUCAAAAUCAAUUUGAAGAGAAGGCUCUGCAAAUUACUGUUGUCACAAAUGGAUUUGUUCAUCUCAGCACCAAUCUGAGUGCCACUGAGUAUGCAGAGCUGUCAGAGGUGAAAAUGUUUGUGGUUAAUAUAACGGCCUACCCAGCCCCCACUGUCAUGUGGAUGAAGAACAACAUACCAUUCAACGAAAAGUCCAAUCAAGUGACAUUUAGCAACAAAUCCCUGAGCAAAAACAGGUAUCAGUGCGUGCUCCACCUCAUCCGUGUGAAGGAGGAAGACUUUGGGAAUUACAGCAUUCAAGUCUGGAAUGCUGACAGCAAAAAGGAGUUUACUUUCUCUUUAAGAGUAAAUGUGCCAGCAAGGAUCCUGGAACUCAACGACUUUCACCAACCCAGUGGUAUCCAAACUGUGACCUGUGUUACUGAGGGAUCGCCUUUACCAGAAGUCACUUGGUAUACAUGCCAUGACCUAAAAAGGUGCAACAAUAAGGUGGGGAGGUGGACUCCACUGAAAAUCAACUCGAGUGGAAUCCAGGUGAAGAAACGGAUCUCUGAGCUGCCAGGAAACCGAGUCUUCCAUGUAGAGAGUGUCCUAAUUCGGAAGAAUUUGGAUGAAACUGCUGCGAUGCGCUGUUCUGCCACGAAUGGCUUUGGGAUCGUGAGCCGAGAUGUCAAACUUAUUUCCCAUGGUAUCCAGUCUCAACUGGUCACCGUGGCCACCAUCCUGGUUUUGUUGGUCAUCAUUGUCAUCUCAUUAGUGGUCCUGGUUGUGGUUUGGCGGAAGAAACCUCGCUAUGAAAUUCGCUGGAAGGUCAUUGAAUCCAUAAGUUCAGAUGGACACGAGUACAUUUACGUUGACCCGAUGCAGCUUCCGUACGACUCAAGCUGGGAGUUCCCCAGGAGCCAGCUGUCUUUGGGUAUGAAACCACGUUACGUGGCCCUGUCAUUUGAGAAUGAUGGAGGAUACAUGGACAUGACUAAAGAUGAGCAGCUUGAGUACAUGCCAAUGCUGGAGGCUAAACAUGAACCAAACUACGCUGAUAUCGAACACCCUGAUUACAACAGGCCAUACUCACAGGAGACAAGCCCCCCCACUGAGCACGAGGUCACAGAGGAUAAACUACUGAUCAGCGAGUCUCCGGUUCUGAGCUACAUGGACCUGGUUGGAAUCAGUUAUCAGGUGGCACAAGGAAUGGAAUUCCUAUCAUUGAAAAAUUGCGUCCAUCGGGAUUUAGCUGCGAGGAAUGUACUGAUCUGUGAAGGAAAACUCGCAAAAAUCUGUGACUUUGGAUUAGCACGGGACAUAAUGAAUGAUUCCAAUUAUAUUUCAAGAGGCAGUACCUUUUUGCCUCUGAAAUGGAUGGCACCGGAGAGCAUUUUCAACAAUCUAUACACCACACUGAGCGAUGUCUGGUCCUACGCAGUCCUCCUCUGGGAGAUCUUCACCCUUGGUGGAACACCGUAUCCGGACCUUCCUGUCAAUGACCAAUUCUACAAUGCUAUCAGGCAUGGGUACAGAAUGCCCAAACCUCAGUACGCCUCAGAUGAAUUAUAUCAAAUUAUGCAAAAAUGUUGGAAUGAUGAAUUUGAGAAAAGACCUUCAUUUUCAAAUUUAGUAACCUACAUGGGGAACCAGCUCAGUGAGGGCUACAAGAAGAAAUACGCCCAGGUUAACCAGGACUUUCUGAAGGGUGAUCACCCAGCCAUGGGUCGCACCGGGGUUAAAUUCUUCCAAGUUAACGACAACGUGAUCUACUCCAACUGUACAGAGAGCCUGCCCAAUGGCACCAAUAACGGCUAUAUCAUCCCACUGCCGGACCCAGAGCCCCAUGAGGUAUCAGCAGACACCAGCAUUCCGAUGGAGAAUUCCCCAAGUGAGUCUGCUGCAGGAACAAGGCCAAGUUCCCUUGUGUGUGGGGAGAAUGGAGAGCUGGCUGACUCCAGUGAUUCUGCGCCAGUGACUGAAGACGCCAAGGAGCUUGAGGAGGACACUGAAGCUGACACUAGUUUGCCCGAUGUCGAGGACAGUUUCCUGUGACCUUCACCUUCUGGAACUGCCUUCACUGCAGAACUUCCUCAGAACUUUCAACUUCACUUAAAGUACAAACUCUGUGAGAAAAUCCCAAUUCAAUGCAUUGCCUGAGCAAUCCCUAGGCUAAAAGGGAUUGCUGAAUAUGUGUAGAAUAUUGAGAUAAUAAUGAGAAAAUCUUCAAGACACAAUGAGUCCCUUCUGUAAACAUUUCCAUCACCCAUGGACCAGGCAUUAGAUAUGAAAAUGUGCAUCUGCAUCCGGGGUGGGGGAAUACAUGACCGUUCAUUUCAUAUAUCAUUCGCUGGACAUGAAAUUGUCACCGGACUAGGAUUUUGUAUUGGGUCACAAUGUUUGAAUGAAAUUUCCAACUCCUUAGCCUACUCCCUCUUGCUUUUCCCUGGAGUCUCACUGUAUCUCCCACUCUCUGAACUCAUCCCUUCCUUCCUACCUCCAAACUGUCAGACCUGUCUUCAACACCCUCAGUCUCCCCUCCAAAUUAUGAAACUCCAUUUGUCCCUCAGCUUCCUUUCCUCUUGCAAUUUGUGAGCUUUUCAAACCCAGCUUUGUCACCAAUUCAGCUCUGCACCCUGUCUGGUUGCAUUUUCUCUCAGUGUCCUACACUUAUCGGGCUUUGAGUCGUUGUCAAGAUUUCUCCAUCUUCUUAGGAGAACUCCAGUCCAUCCCAAUCUUCCCUGGUUUUGGAAUCUGUGAAACUUAAACUUGGCAUUGAAUUGGAAUGCUUAUCUUUUGUUAAGAUACAUGUAGCUCGGCCCAGGAUAGUUUUAUGGAGACUAUGAAGAGGUCACUGCGCAAUACGAGCUAUUAUACAAUACUUUGAACCCACUGAUCCAAAUGAGGAGAAACUAUUUUAAUGCCAUUUAAGUAUUUUAGUAGCAACUCGACUUCAGAAUGGUUUGUUUCUUCACAGUGGGACCUUACUCUGGUUCUGAUCCAGGGUAGAAAUAUUUUCAGGGCAACAUCAUAUAGAUAGAAGCUGGAGCAGUUAUUACAUUUGUAUUAUAUUACCUUUAUUGAGAUUAGUCCUUUCCAUUACAUUUUCACCUUAUAAGUAGCAAUGUUUGCACAAUCGAGACUAUAUAAAAGAAUUAUUUUACUUUUUUUAAGCAAAUAUUUUACGUAUACUUUUGUCGUGCCAUUUCAUUUGUUUUGAAAUCUUGCAGUGUUGUUGCUCCAUGAUGUUAAUGUCUUCAGAUGCUCUUGUCUGUGUGUGUGAGAUGCAGGGGAGAUUUAACCAUAAUCUCCGUGCAAAAUGAAACACUAAUAAUGUAACUCAUGCAGUUAAACCGUCAAGAAUCAUAACCAAGACCACAUGUAGGGGAGGCCUCAGAUUUCAGCAGCUGUAAGGUCAUUUUUUUUCUCUCGACCAAAGAUUCCUGAAGAGAGUUGAUGAGUUGAAUAUUGUGGAUAUGCUGAAAGGGAAGCAAAUGAAAUAAAGUGGAAGGUUUUUCUGAUAGAUUAAGGGCAGGCUUUUGAUGAGGAUUAACACCAGAAUGGUACACUGGGCUGAAUGGCCAUUUUCUGAGCUGUCAAUCCUUGGAGAAUUCCAUUUGUUCGAAAAUAACUCCAUUCCGUUGCACAGGGGAACAGAUCAGGAAUGUAAAAAACAUCCAUUCAAAGAUUGCUGAUAUUUCUGUGAGCAUUUGUUGGCAAUUAUCUGAAGUUUGGUCUAUGGCUGUUCUUGUUUCAUUAUUUUUAGAUUCCUGUGCAUUUUGCUUCAAAUUUACCUUAUUUGCAGUUCUUUAUCAUUUGAUUCAUUUGAGUGGAUCAUCUGAAUGUAGGUGGAGAGGAUUUUGUUGACACACCCACCAGCAGCAACAAGCACAGUUUGAGAUUAGGUACGCAGGAAUUCAACACUGACUAGAUCUCCCUUUAUCCCAGCAAUGGGCCUCAGCUUCAACCUGGAAAUUGGAAUUGAUAGAGUCAUAGAAUCCCUAUAGUGUGGAAGCGGCCAUUUGGCCCGUUGAGUCCAUACCAACCCUCCAAAGAGCACCCUAUCCUAUUGCUAUAACUCUGCAAUUACCAUGACUAAUCCACCUAACCUGCAUAUCUUUGGACUGUGGACAGAAACACACACAGACAAGGAGAGAAUGUGCAAACUCCACACAGUUGUGUGAGGCUGGAAUCAUAACUGGGUCCCUGGUGUUGUGAGGCAGCAGUGCUAACCACUGAGCCACCAUGCUGACAGGCGUUGUUUGAUAGGGGUUUAUGGAACCAAGGUAGCUCAAUAGACUUGAGAUAUACCCACCAGCCAUGAUCUAACUGACUGACAGGGAACUGAACUACAUCAUUCUGUUCCUAUUUUAAUCUCCACUCUCCAUAAGACAUAGGAGCAGAAGUAGCCAAUUCAGCGCGUUGAGUCUGCUCUUCCACUCAAUGGGAUCUUGGCUGAUCUGGUAAUCUUCAACCCCACUUUCCUGCUGUCUUCCAUUAACCUCUGAUUCACUUACUGAUUGAAAAUAGGUCUAUCUCAGCCCUUGUCCCAGUUAUGGAUAGCCUUUUAAAAUGGGUACACAGCCGAACUUGGUUGAGUCUCACAAGGCUCUUCUAGCAACACAGAGCACUGUCAUCCCAUGAGUGUAUAAUGGGAUCUUUAUCUAAACAAGAAUGAGAGGUCAUUAUGCUAACCCACCAUCCCAUCUGGCUCUGUAAACUAUUGUUUAAAUCUCUUUUAAUGAUAUCUAUCCUUACGCCUUCAGAAUCAUUGCUUGAUUGAAAAUGUCACACUAAUAAUGCAACCUCUUCAUAGAUUGUGUGUGUGUGUGUGUGUGUGUGUGUGUGUGUGUUUGUGUUUUAAAUAGAGUGAUGUUAUGAUGGGAUAUAAAUUACACACUUUUGUUCUAUCCUUUCUCUAGUUGGUGCAAAGGGUGUUGAUGUUUAGAAACAUAGAAUGGCUACAGCACAGAAGUAAGGUGGCCAUUUGAUCUAUUUUCUCCAGACUGUUUCUCUGUGAUUGCUACUCAGCAGUAUCAGACCUCCACCUUUUCCCAUAGCCCUGCAAAACAUUCUCUUCUGAUAAUAAUCCAAUUCCCUUUCGAAAGCCACAAUCGAAUCUGUCUCAACCACACUCUCGGACAUGGCAUUUCAGUUCCGAAACAUGGUUUCCCUCAUGCCGUCCUUGGUUCUUUCACUAAUUGCCUUGAGUUGAUGUCCUGUCUAGCAACCCUCUGGUGAAUAGCAAUAGAACUCUUUGUGUUGUAAAGCAUGUUAUGUCAAUUCUAAUGAAACAUCUCCACCUUCAAUUGGAUGUAAUCCUGGAGGUUUUAUUACAAGACCUCCCCUUUCAAACUGUUCCGUCCCAGCACAAUAUUGGUUAAUUCUACAGGUAUUGCUGUCUUCUGUUGGCAAUUAGAAAGGAAACAAAUUUCUUAGUGCCAAUUAUUGUAGUUGUGGCAAUUUGUGACAUAACCCUUUUACAGAUUUCUUGCAGAUUAACCUGUGUCAUUUGUUUAUCCUUUGGGGGUAAGAGGAGAAACAUGUGGUCAAGACAGCACUCCCUUGAACUGCCCAAGCAUACCUCCAAGUGGGAGCUUGAUUGAAUUUAACUUUUGUAUCUGGUUUCCCUGCUUAGCAGUUGAAUAGUCUGUCAAUCUGAAGCAAAAAAAAAAUUGCAGGAGAAACACAGCAGAUCUGGCAACACCUGUGGAGAGAAAGCAGAAUAAACCUUUCAAGUCCAGUGAGCCUUCUUCAAUUUGGUCAGUUAUCAGGUGGGUAGAGGAAAUUGUAACAAAAAAAAUUACAACCAAUAGAAUCUUCAUGUGUCAACCUCACUGGGAUUCCCUCACACCCUUUAAAUGUAGGGGCCAUUUGUGUCCCUCAUCAUUCUAUGGGUCAUCAUACACAAUUACGUUAAGUGUGACCCUCCAAACAAAAUGCAUUGAUUCCAAUUGAAGAAUUGGGGCUAUUGUUCAUGUCAAUGCAGGCUUAAUAGUAUAGCUUCUUAUCCUGUUCUUCUCCAGCUGCUAGUCAUCUGAAAAUUCAGACUUAUGGUUUCUUUGCAUCAACCUUAAAAGCACAGCAAUAAACUGCCUUGAAUUAGGUUUAUUUGUGAAUGAUCUAAGAUGACUGUGUACAAAAUGGGAGGUUUCAAUGUGUUCACAUGGAUAUUCUUUAUCAGUAAUGGUACAGAUCAAUAUUUUUAAAUGAGUUUUAACAUUGAAUGUUAAUUCUGAAUGUGCAUAUGUGUGUUGGUUGUGAAAAGUAUUUAGAUAUAUGUGCUGUUGGUCAGUAAUAUACUUUUCAUCUACCUUAUUCACUAUUAAAUAAACAUGUUAUUUUCUA